AUGGAUUUUCCUCCGACGAAGCUCGAUUAUCACGAAGACAUGUUCAAUCUCCAAUCACACGCCAGAUUUCUCUCCUUAUUUAAGGCACAAGAUGGACGUACAUCACUAAUACUGGAGUCGACGGUGUUUCAUCCACAAGGUGGAGGCCAGCCAUCGGACACUGGCUUCAUCGUAUUCGCCGGUUCGGAUUGCAAGUUUUCCGUUCAGGAUGUUCGAUCGAAAGACGGAAUUGUUCUCCAUUACGGAGUUUUUGAAGGUUCAAAUCCUGAAAGUGGAAUGAACAUUGAGAAAGGGCAACAAGUUCACUUGCUAGUUGAUGAAUCAAGGCGCAAGCUUAAUUCCAGGUUGCACUCAGCUGGACACUUGCUAGAUUUGUGUAUCCAGAAAGUUGGGUUAGGACACUUAGAGCCUGGAAAAGGCUACCAUUUUCCGGACGGUCCUUUCGUGGAAUACAAAGGAAUCGUUCCACAGGAUGUGUUGCAGGUGAAGCAGAAAGAGUUGGAGGCAGAAGCUAACGAACUGAUAUCCAAAGGAGGAAAGGUUUAUGCUGCUAUAUUACCCUAUGAAGAUGCAUCCGUGCUCUGUGGUGGCAGUCUUCCUGAUUAUAUUCCCAAGGGAAGCACUCCCCGGAUCUUACGGUUAGGUGAAAACAUCGGGUGUCCGUGUGGUGGGACUCAUGUAUCCGAUAUAUCUGAUAUCGUAAGCAUGAAGGUCACACAGAUAAGAACAAAGAAAGGAAUGACCAAAGUUUUCUACACCAUUGCAUCUUAA
Microthlaspi erraticum is the source of this 771-nucleotide messenger RNA. Lineage: Eukaryota; Viridiplantae; Streptophyta; Magnoliopsida; Brassicales; Brassicaceae. The record is from the annotation of a GenBank genome assembly.